Molecule: messenger RNA, 2439 nt
Organism: Populus trichocarpa (black cottonwood)
Lineage: Eukaryota; Viridiplantae; Streptophyta; Magnoliopsida; Malpighiales; Salicaceae
Product: pentatricopeptide repeat-containing protein At2g17210
Exons: 1
Coding region: 17-2266 (749 amino acids)
Biological process (GO): RNA modification
Molecular function (GO): protein binding; RNA binding
Source: RefSeq, a predicted model, not a curated record
GAUUUGCUUCCAAGCAAUGCGUUUUUCAGCAAUAGUCUCAGGUUCGAAACUCCCUAAUUGGAUUCUGAGAAUCAAAGAAUCAUCAGCUAAUGGAAAAUGGCAAGAAGUCGUUUCCCACUACCAUGAAAUAAAAAAAGCAGGAAUUCAAACUGUAGAUGUUUCAGUGUUUCCUCCCAUUCUCAAAGCAUGGUCAUUCCUGUCUCACAGGCAUGGAAAGUCCCUUCAUGCUUGUUUGAUCAAGCAAGGAUUUGACUCGUUCACUUCCAUUGGGAAUUCCAUCAUGGGUUUUUACAUUAGAUGUGGGGACUUUGACAUUGCUGUGGAUGUUUUUAAUUCCAUGAGAAGAAGCAGAGAUUCAGUUUCUUGGAAUAUUUUGAUUCACGGGCACCUUGAUAACGGUGCCUUAGUGGCAGGAUUGUGGUGGUUUACUAAUGCUAGGGUUGCUGGGUUUGAACCCAAUAUUUCCACGAUGGUGCUUGUAAUCCAGGCGUGUCGCAUUCUUGGAACUAAGCAUGAUGGGCUCAUACUACAUGGUUAUUUAAUCAAAAGUGGCUUUUGGGCUAUUUCUUCAGUUCAAAAUUCUUUAUUGAGCAUGUACGUGGAUGCUGACAUGGAGUGUGCAAGAGAGCUGUUUGAUGAAAUGCAUGAGAAAGAUGUUAUCGCUUGGAGUGUGAUGAUUGGUGGCUAUUUGCAGUGGGAGGAACCUCAGGUUGGGUUGCAGAUGUUUAGGAAGAUGGUGUUGGUACCUGGGAUUGAACCAGAUGGAGUAGUUAUGGUCAGUGUUCUUAAAGCUUGUGCUAGUUCAAGAGACGUUUGUACUGGGAGAUUGGUGCAUGGGCUGGUGAUUCAUAGAGGUUUUGAUUGUGAUUUGUUUGUUGAGAACUCUCUGAUUGAUAUGUAUUCAAAAUGUAAGGAUGCUGGUUCUGCAUUUAAGGUUUUCAAUGAGAUAUCUCAAAGGAACAACGUCUCGUGGAAUUCUAUGCUAUCCGGAUUUGUCCUCAAUGAAAACUAUUCAGAAGCUCAGUCGUUGAUUUCUUCAAUGAGGAAGGAAAGAGUUGAGACAGAUGAAGUAACUCUAGUGAAUAUUCUUCAAAUCUGCAAGUAUUUUGUGCACCCAUUUCACUGCAAGUCGAUCCAUUGUGUGAUGAUCCGUAGGGGCAGUGAAGCAAAUGAAUUGGUGCUAAGUGCACUGAUUGAUGCUUAUGCGAAGUGCUAUCUUAUUGAAAUAGCAUGGGAAGUCUUUGCGAGGAUGAGGAGAAGAGACGUUGUUUCAUGGAGCACAAUGAUUUCUGGGUUUGCUCAUUGUGGCAAGCCUGAUGAAGCUAUAGCUGUCUACCAAGAGAUGGACAGAGACCUUGUAAAGCCUAAUGUCAUUACCAUCAUAAAUCUUCUUGAGGCAUGUUCUGUUACAGCUGAACUAAAGAGAUCAAAGUGGGCACAUGGAGUUGCAAUUAGACAAGGCUUUGCAUCAGAGGUGACAGUUGGAACUGCAGUUGUUGACAUGUACUCAAAAUGUGGAGAAAUUUUGGCCUCAAGAAGGGCCUUCGAUCAACUCGCUUUGAAAAAUAUAGUAACUUGGAGUGCCAUGAUUGCUGCAUAUGGUAUGAAUGGUCUUGCUCAUGAAGCUUUGGCUUUGUUUGCUGAAAUGAAAAGGCAUGGUUUAAAGCCAAACCCUGUGACCACUCUCUCAGUGCUGGCUGCCUGUAGUCAUGGUGGAUUGGUCGAGGAAGGGCUCUCCCUUUUCAAAUCAAUGGUUCAAGAACUCGGGUUGGAGCCUGGGUUUGAACACUACUCAUGCAUGGUUGACAUGCUAGGUCGAGCAGGAAAGCUUGACACUGCAAUAGAAGUGAUCAAGGCGAUGCCUCAUAAUCUAAAGAAUGGUGCAAGCAUUUGGGGAUCACUUUUAAGUGCCUGUAGAAGCUACGGCCUGACCGAGCUCGGCAAAGAAGCCAUCUCCCGUGUUCUUGAGUUGGAGCCUUCGAACUCAGCAGGCUAUUUAGUAGCAUCAAGCAUGUAUGCAGCUGAUGGUCUGUGGGAUGAUGCAGCAAGGAUAAGAGUAUUAGCAAAGGAGAAGGGAGUGAAGGUUGUUGCUGGAUACAGCUUAGUACACAUUGAUAACAAGGCAUGUAGGUUUGUUGCUGGAGACGGGUCUCAUCCACGAUCAGAUGAGAUAUUCUCCAUGGCUCAACAGCUACAUGAUUGUAUCAAGAUUGACGAAAAAAAAGAAGGAAAUACAUGGCUAGCAGUCAUUGAAUGCUUAACCUAGUAGUAUUAGUAGCACAUGACUCCAUUAGGAAGGGGUAGUUUGAAUUAAGUGAAUCGAAGAUGUACUAAGUUGACAAGACAAAGAUUAACAAGUUGGCUAAGUUUCGUGUGGAUUACAUAUUGCAAAUAAUUAACUUCAUAUUUAAAUGGAAUUUGAUCAGAUUCUUUGCUUCA